Messenger RNA from Phyllostomus discolor (pale spear-nosed bat), 1019 nucleotides. RefSeq names its product olfactory receptor 1030-like. Gene Ontology annotation, biological process: sensory perception of smell; G protein-coupled receptor signaling pathway. Lineage: Eukaryota; Metazoa; Chordata; Mammalia; Chiroptera; Phyllostomidae. Bases 34 to 972 code for a protein of 312 amino acids. Gene Ontology annotation, molecular function: odorant binding; olfactory receptor activity; G protein-coupled receptor activity. Gene Ontology annotation, cellular component: membrane. The record is from RefSeq and is a predicted model, not a curated record. The transcript has a single exon.
GAUUUAGAACUCCUUUGAAGCCAAGAAAACACAAUGUUGAAGACGAACUCCACAGAGGUGACUGAGUUCAUUCUCCUGGGUCUGACAGAUAGAGCAGAGCUGCAGCCUCUCCUUUUUGUGGUGUUCCUGGUCAUCUACCUGAUCACAGUGAUUGGCAAUGUGAGCAUGAUCUUGCUAAUCAGGAGUGACUCAAGACUUCACACUCCAAUGUACUUCUUCCUCAGUCACCUCUCCUUCCUAGAUCUCUGCUAUGCCACCAAUGUCACUCCUCAGAUGCUGGUUAAUUUCUUAUCCAAGAGAAAAACCAUUUCUGUCAUUGGUUGCUUUAUACAAUUCCACUUUUUCAUUGCCUUGGUGGUCACAGAUUAUUAUAUGCUCACAGUGAUGGCUUAUGACCGCUACAUGGCCAUCUGCAAACCUUUGUUAUAUGGUAGCAAAAUGUCCAGAAGGGUCUGCAUCUUUCUCACUGUGAUUACUUAUACUUAUGGCUUUGCAAAUGGUCUGGCCCAGACCAUCCUGAUGCUUCGUCUUUCCUUCUGUGGACCCAAUGAAAUCAACCACUUUUACUGUGCAGACCCACCUCUGUUAGUCCUUGCCUGCUCAGAUACUCAUGUCAAAGAAAUGGCCAUGUACAUUGGGGCCGGUUCCAACCUCACCUGCUCUCUCACCAUGAUUCUCAUCUCUUACAUUUUCAUUUUCACAGCCAUUUUGCAUAUUCGCUCUGCUGAGGGAAGGCGCAAGGCCUUCUCCACCUGUGGGUCCCACCUGACAGCUGUCACUGUCUUUUAUGGGACACUGUUCUGCAUGUAUCUGAGGCCCCCUUCAGAAACAUUUGUAGAGCAGGGUAAAAUUGUAGCUGUGUUUUAUAUCUUUGUGAGUCCCAUGUUAAAUCCUUUGAUCUAUAGCCUGAGGAACAAAGAUGUGAAAGAAGCAAUUAGGAAAGUUAUCAAAAAUAAAUUGUUUGCUAAGUAAAGUAAACAUUUUGGUCAUAGGUGUGCAAUAUAUCCUUAUUGUCUGAC